Molecule: messenger RNA, 1090 nt
Organism: Apis florea (little honeybee)
Lineage: Eukaryota; Metazoa; Arthropoda; Insecta; Hymenoptera; Apidae
Gene: Tat
Product: Tyrosine aminotransferase
Biological process (GO): L-phenylalanine catabolic process; L-tyrosine catabolic process; biosynthetic process
Molecular function (GO): L-tyrosine:2-oxoglutarate transaminase activity; pyridoxal phosphate binding
Source: RefSeq, a predicted model, not a curated record
AUGACAGGCAACGAGGAUGUAAUCUUAUGCAGCGGAUGUUCCUCCGCCCUCGACCUUUGUAUAACAGCGUUAGCACGAAGGGAGCAAAAUAUCCUGAUACCACGACCCGGUUUCUCCAUCUAUCGAACACUUGCGCAAGGUCUUGGUAUCAACGUAAAAUCUUACGACUUACGCCCCGAACUCGGUUGGGAAAUCGAUCUGGAUGAUUUGGAAUCGCAGAUCGACGAAUCGACGGCGGCGAUCGUUAUAAAUAAUCCUUCGAAUCCGUGCGGUUCAGUGUUUAGCAAGGAUCACGCACUUGAUAUUCUCGACGUAGCCGCUCGUUACUACGUACCAAUUAUUGCCGAUGAGAUUUACGAGCACAUGGUGUUCCCGGGACAAACUUUCCAUUCGUUAGCGUCGUUGUCGAGAGAAGUUCCGAUUUUGUCGUGCAGCGGUUUGACAAAAAGAUUUUUAGUGCCCGGUUGGCGUAUGGGCUGGAUAAUCAUUCACGAUCGUCAAAACGUUCUGGAGAAAGAGAUUAGGAAAGCGCUUCAUUGCUUGAGUCAAAGAACUAUCGGUAGCAAUACGCUUGUUCAGGGUGCUCUGCCUGCUAUUUUGAAGAACACGCCACAGGAAUUUUACGAUGAUAUUAUGAGAACGUUAUAUAAUCAUUCGAAAUUGGCGUACGAUUAUGUGAUUAAGAUUCCUGGACUGAAACCAAUAAUGCCCAACGGUGCAAUGUACAUGAUGGUUUACAUAGAUUUACCUUGUUUUCCGGAAUUUAAUUCCGACCUCGAAUUCGUGCAGCGAUUGCUAAUGGAGGAGUCCGUGUUUUGUCUUCCUGGCCAGUGCUUCGAUUAUCCAUCCUACAUAAGACUGGUCAUCACAGUUCCCAUGGAAAUAUUGGAGGAAGCUUGUCAGAGAAUUCAGGAAUUUUGCGAGAGGCAUCACUAUAAAACAGCCAAAGAUACGCAAAUAAAUAAUUUAAUUGCUACGUAUUGAAGUGCAAAUAUUAUUUUUUUGUGCUCUUUUUUUAUUAUUUAUAUUAUAGAAAAAGCGAUUUUGUUAGAUAAUCUAUUUUAUAAUAAAAUUGUUUUUGUAAAACACA